CACACAUCUUCAUCACUCAAUCAAUCAGCAGCUCUCGCUCUCUAAUUAAGAGAUCCAAUUACCCGUAACAACAAUGUCGACAGCGGAGAAGAAGCUGAUCACCCUGAAGAGCAGCGACGGUGCGACGUUUCAGGUGGAGGAGGCGGUGGCGAUGCAGUCGCAGACAAUCAAGCACAUGAUCGAGGACGACUGCGCCGGCGACGGCAUCCCGAUCCCCAACGUCACCGGCGUGAUCCUGGCCAAGGUGCUCGAGUUCUGCAGGAAGCACGCUCCCGGUCAUGAAUCCGACGCCGACGAAUUGAAGAAGUGGGACGCGGAAUUCGCCAAGGUGGGCCAGGACACGCUCUACGACCUGCUCAUGGCGGCGAAUUACCUGAACAUCAAGGAUCUGCUGGAUUUGAUCUGCCAGACCGUCGCCGACAUCAUCAAGGGGAAGAAGCCGGAGGAGAUAAGGAGCUACUUCAAAAUCAAGAACGAUUUCAGCAAGGAGGAAGAAGAGGAGAUUCGCAGGGAGAAUCAAUGGGCGUUUGAGUGAAAUUCAUCAGCCGGAAGAGCCGUACUAGUUUUUUUUUUUUUUUUUAUCGAAUGUCAUGUUCAAUUUUGAUGGUUGGUAAUGAAUUGUUAUGGAUUCA
Molecule: messenger RNA, 632 nt
Organism: Linum trigynum
Lineage: Eukaryota; Viridiplantae; Streptophyta; Magnoliopsida; Malpighiales; Linaceae
Source: the annotation of a GenBank genome assembly